Molecule: messenger RNA, 2561 nt
Organism: Sciurus carolinensis (gray squirrel)
Lineage: Eukaryota; Metazoa; Chordata; Mammalia; Rodentia; Sciuridae
Gene: Tbc1d17
Product: TBC1 domain family member 17
Exons: 17
Coding region: 191-2134 (647 amino acids)
Biological process (GO): activation of GTPase activity
Molecular function (GO): GTPase activator activity
Source: RefSeq, a predicted model, not a curated record
GCCAUGUGACUCGAACCCUUGCAGUUCAAGUUCAACUACCCCAUCCUGAAAGGUGGUUUAAUCCACUCCUGCUUUAGAAUGGUAGGGACGCUACCACCAUCUGGACUGGAGGGGGAGUGUCCUUUCCGGAUGUGACACCACUUUGACCCGGAAAAGAAGGAAGCCGGGGCAGUGGGGCCUGGUGGCAGCUAUGGAGGGAUCUGGCCACAGGGUGGUGUUUGAGAAGGGAGGCGUGUACCUGCACACCAGCGCCAAAAAGCACCAGGAUCCGGACUCGCUCAUUGCAGGUGUCAUUCGUGUUGUGGAGAAGGACAGUGACGUCCUUCUGCACUGGGCUCCUGUAGAGGAGGCUGGAGAUUCCACCCAAAUCCUCUUCUCCAAGAAGGACUCCAGUGGGGGUGAUUCCUGCACCUCUGAGGAGGACCCUACCUUUGACCCAGGCUAUGAACCCGACUGGGCUGUCAUCAGCACUGUGCGGCCACGGCUGCACCACUCAGAGCCCACAGAAGGUGCAGAGCCCAGCUCCACCAGGGGCCCCUGGGCCUUCUCAGUGAGCCUGGGGGAACUCAAGUCCAUCCGCCGGUCCAAGCCAGGACUCAGCUGGGCCUACUUGGUCCUGGUGACUCAGGCUGGAGGCUCACUGCCUGCCCUGCACUUCCACCGUGGGGGCACCCGAGCCCUGCUCCGUGUCCUCAGUCGCUACCUGCUGUUGGCCAGCUCCCCACAGGACUCCCGCCUCUACCUCGUCUUCCCUCACGACUCUUCUGCCCUCUCCAACUCGUUUCACCACCUGCAGCUCUUUGACCAGGACAGCUCCAAUGUGGUGUCUCGCUUCCUCCAGGACCCCUACUCCACCACCUUCAGCAGCUUCUCCCGAGUGACCAACUUUUUCCGGGGAGCCCUGCAGCCACACCCUGAGGGGACCUCCCCUGAUCUUCCUCCACCACCUGAUGAUGAGCCUGAGCCUGGGUUUGAGGUCAUCUCUUGCGUAGAACUGGGGCCACGGCCAGCUGUGGAACGGGCUUCUCCAGUCACAGAGGGGGAGUGGGCCCUCCACGUGGGCCCUGAGGGCCGCCUGCAGCAGGUGUCUGAAUUGAAGAACCGGAUCUUUUCAGGGGGUCUGAGCCCCAGCCUGCGGCGAGAGGCCUGGAAGUUCCUCCUGGGCUACCUCAGCUGGGAAGGCUCAGCUGAGGAGCACAAGGCCCAUGUGCGCAAGAAGACGGAUGAGUAUUUCCGCAUGAAGCUGCAGUGGAAGUCUGUGAGUCCUGAGCAGGAGCGGAGGAACUCACUCCUACACGGAUACCGCAGCCUCAUUGAGAGAGAUGUGAGCCGCACUGACAGGACCAACAAAUUCUACGAGGGCCCCGAGAACCCAGGGCUGGGCCUCCUGCAUGACAUCCUCCUCACGUACUGCAUGUACCACUUUGACCUCGGCUAUGUCCAGGGCAUGAGUGACCUUCUCUCCCCGAUCCUCUACGUCAUUCAGAGUGAAGUGGAUGCUUUCUGGUGUUUCUGUGGCUUCAUGGAGCUUGUGCAUGGAAACUUUGAGGAGAGUCAGGAGACCAUGAAGCGGCAGCUUGGGCAACUCCUGCUGCUCCUGAGGGUGCUGGACCAGCCGCUGUGUGACUUCCUGGACUCCCAGGACUCUGGUUCUCUCUGCUUCUGCUUCCGGUGGCUACUCAUCUGGUUCAAGAGAGAAUUCCCUUUCCCAGAUAUCCUUCGACUGUGGGAGGUGUUGUGGACAGGGCUUCCUGGUCCCAAUCUGCACCUGCUAGUAGCUUGUGCCAUCCUGGACAUGGAACGUGACACCCUCAUGCUGUCUGGCUUUGGCUCCAACGAGAUCCUUAAGCAUAUCAAUGAGCUGACCAUGAAGCUGAGCGUGGAAGAUGUGCUAACGCGCGCGGAGGCCCUCUACCGGCAGCUGACCGCCUGCCGCGAGCUGCCCCACAACGUGCAGGAGGUUUUGGGUCUGGUGCCGCCCUCAGAGCCCCGCAGCCCCUCGCCCCCAGUGUCUCCACUGCCACUAUCACCCACACGGGCCCUGCCGACCCCGCCGCCUUCAGUGGACACAGCCCCACAGCCUGACAGCAGCCUAGAGAUCCUGCCAGAGGAGGAAGAAGGUGCGGACUCCUAACCCACUGACCAGCCACUUGAUCUGCCCUGGGCCUCUGGCCAGGGAGGGAGGGACCUGUGAGAAGCGUGGCUCCCUGCCACACCCCUGAUAAGCUGGUUUCAUUAAACUGACAUAUUACUUUUUGGCACUGUGGCCAGGAUGAGGAGGUAGUGACCCAUGUGACCCCUGAGCGGAGCCCAAGCCUGACCACCUGACUCGGACUUGGCCAAUGAGACAUAAGAGGAGGUCCCUGGGAGAGUGUGUGGAGGCGGGCUUUCCAGCUGGCCUGACUUGGGGCUCUGGAAGAAAGGGGGGGGGGUUUCAGGGCUGUGGCGGGAGCCACCUGCUGGACAUAAUGGCAGUAAGGGGCCUGCAGAGCUGCACACUGGGAUCCUGCCUACUGGCUACUGCUCUUGUGAAAAAAAUAAACUUGUUUAGCCCACUGGGA